AUGAUGUGCGAUACGACGACGGAGACAUCGACGUUGAAAGGCGAUGGCGCGACCACAUCCAUCCCGUUCACGUCCAUGGUCACAACCACGGCGGAUGUGACGACUACGCUGUACGAUGGAGAGUGCUCGACCGACGAUGGCGAUAGCAAGACCACGGAUGGGGACUCGUCCAAGCCCACUACGACUGACCAGUCGACGACCAAGGAGCAGAGCACGAUCGUCACCACCGAGCGCAUCACCACCACCUCCUACUCGACCCCACCCCCCACCACUAUGACCACCCAGUCCUCAUCCACACAAGAAGAUGGCGCGGUGACCGUCAUCGAGGUCACUGUCACGUCCACGGGCUCCGCCAGUCCGGUCGUCUUUGAGACCGAGGCGGCGCAGACGCGCGCGGUGGACGCGGCAGGCGGCACGAAGGCACCUGCGAACCUCGGUGCGAUCAUCGGCGGUACAGUGGGCGGUGUCGCGUUCGUCGCCAUCGUCGCCUUCCUCGCUUGGUGGUGGAUAAAACGCCGCACGCGCUACGAGGACCUCUUCUACGAGAAGACCGAGCAGGAGAUCAUCUCCAAGGGCGCCGCGAAGGCCGUCUCCGAGUACGAGCGCUCCCUCAACAGCAGCGUCGAGCCGAAGGCGUAUCAGUACGGGCUGGUGGGGCAGACGAGCGCACCCGGCGGCUACCCGCCCAUGGCCGCGGACCCCUUCGCCCGCCCGGCGACGCCGAGCAGCGCGCACGGGCACCACAGGCCGAUGUCGAUGUCCGGGCAGCAGCUCGCACCCGGACCGUACGGCUCGCGCCCGGGCACGCCGCGCUCGCCUGGCUACAAUAUGCCACCGCCUGGCAACAUGUCCCCCUCUGGCCAUAUGUCCCCUGCAGGCAACAUGCCCCCUCGAGGCCACUCGCCCUCUGGCAGCUUUUCGAUGCCGCCGCCGAUGAUGAUGCAGCCGCCGCCCAGCCCUGGUCUCGUACCCGCCGGCUACGGCUCGCACCCGAGCACGCCGCGCUCCGCGAACUUCAACAUGUCCGCCUCCGGCCACUCGCCCACCCCGAGUCUGUCGCAGCCCCCGAUGAACGCGCCGCCGAGCCCGUGGAGCGCGUCGCAUCCGCCGCCGCAAGGCUACUUCCCGCCUCAGCAGCAGCAUCAAGCGCAGGGCGGCUACGCGCCUCAGCAGCAGGGCAACUACGCACCGCAGGCGCAGGCCAACUACCCGGCCCAGCCUCAGGGCAACCUCGCACCUCAGGUGCAGGCGUUCACGCCCGGGCACCGCGCGAGCGAGAGCAGCUCGAUCCAUCUGCCCGACGAGCACCUGCCCCCGCUGCACGUCGCCAAUGGCGGGAGUGAGUCGCAGCCGCGGGCGUAA
Schizophyllum commune H4-8 is the source of this 1362-nucleotide messenger RNA. RefSeq lists its product as uncharacterized. The record is from RefSeq and is a predicted model, not a curated record. Lineage: Eukaryota; Fungi; Basidiomycota; Agaricomycetes; Agaricales; Schizophyllaceae. Bases 1 to 1362 code for a protein of 453 amino acids. The transcript has 3 exons.